AUGCAUUCUAUAGUAGCUUUGGAUUCUUCGCCUCACUGCAGGCCGAGUCCAGAUGGCCGAUUUGUUGCAACCCUUAUAUCCUCGGAGGUGCUUGUCCGCUCAACUGAGACCUUGCAAGUCACCAAUGUCGUAAAACUGUCCGCUGGACCUGGAUCUUCACCCUCCUCUUCGGCAACCGGCGGUUCAGCGAGUGUGCCUACUUUGUUGUGGGCUCCGUCAUCCUCCAAGUUCCUCAUUUCCAUAGCCGAUCAGCUGGAUGUAUUUGGGGCGCUUCAUCCUUCUACGUUUCACGCAACAGUUCGCAAUUACAGCUCUCUGUGUGGUGGGAAGCCGUCCCUUGUUCAGUUUGGAGCUCGAGAUACCGAGAUCCUAAUCUGGUCCGCAUCUGGAUUAAAGCUUGUAGUCAUCGAUGUGUGCGGCUCCGGUGCGGUCGAGAUUGAGAGUCCCAAAUUCCACCAAUCCGUGUCUGCAUCACGAGGCCUAUCCCUCCGCCCAGAGUCCGGGCAUUUGGCGUUACUUGGUCGGUCUGGUGGCAGGGAUAUCGUGAGCCUCCAUCAUCCCGUGAGUCGGCAAGUGCUCAGGUCUUGGUGUCCAGAGACGCUUGAUGCGCAGGGCAUUACCUGGUCCCCUGACGGCCAGUGGCUUCUUCUUUGGGAGUCACCUGCUCAAGGCCACCGCCUCCUCAUUUACACGGCUGAUGGCGAGCAUUUCCGUACCAUUACAGCGUCUAACCUUUUGAAAGGGCCAGAUGCUGACCUGGAACUUGGAGUCAAAAUCUGUCAGUUGAGCCCCAACACAGAGCUGUGUGCCAUUGGAGAUUACAGUAGGGAUGUUACUCUUCUCCGUACGCCAUCUUGGAGGGCACACCUAAAGUUGCCUCAUCCGGCCACCAUAGUCCCAAGGGAUACUCUCCAGGUAUGGCAAGAGAAGAUUGAAACCGAAUCUCCACAGGCGCGAGCCACCCGCACUUUUGUCAGGGCUACUCAGAUAUUGUCACCCCCGGGGCCUGCUACCGAUGCUCAGUCUGUGACUGCUGAAGUCAAAUCCGGCUGCUCAUUGGCUGCAUUUGACGCAUCCUCGACCCUCUUGGCAACAAGACUGGAGGACUCGCCGUGCACUCUAUGGAUCUGGGAUGUCGUUGCGGCCGAGCUUCGAGCCGUCCUAAUCUUUCACAGUACUGUUUCCUUCCAAUGGCAUGCGAGCUCCCGUGAGCUCCUUUUAGUUACUUCGCAAGACCCUGCGCAUCAUGGAGUCUCGUUCAUCUGGGAUCCCCUGUCUAAUGGGCCGACGCCUCUUGUACCAGAGGACGUCUUGCCAGAGGGAAAAGCGGUGGGCAAAGCACAGGUUGCAUGGAUCAACCGCGAGACUGAAGUUCCCGUCUUGUUUGUCUCUGAUGCGCAGCACUACCUUUUACUCUCUCCGUCCAAUGCUGGCCAGGAUCCGAAUCCUUGGCAGCAAGCUGCCGUAGGCCACAGUGGAAUCGCUCAGUAUGAUAGCCCGACGUCGUCUGACUACGCUAUGGCCGAUGCAGAUGAGACAGCAAUUGCGGAUGAUACCUUUUCUUUCAGAAAAUUUGAGAGGGCGUAA
This is a messenger RNA of Trichoderma harzianum CBS 226.95, 1587 nucleotides long. RefSeq lists its product as hypothetical. Bases 1 to 1587 code for a protein of 528 amino acids. Gene Ontology annotation, biological process: protein localization to mitotic spindle pole body; mitotic sister chromatid segregation; microtubule anchoring at mitotic spindle pole body. The record is from RefSeq and is a predicted model, not a curated record. The transcript is spliced from 3 exons. Gene Ontology annotation, cellular component: MWP complex; mitotic spindle; microtubule organizing center. Lineage: Eukaryota; Fungi; Ascomycota; Sordariomycetes; Hypocreales; Hypocreaceae.